GGACAGCCGGCGUACGCUGUUUAUCGAUCGCACGUGAUCGUCGAGGCAAUAUUGUAAUAUUCAUAUUCACGGUCGGCUUAUUCUUACUGUCGUCGUACUAUUUCGUUCAGUCACUACAACUGCUUUCGCCGAUUUCGGACGAAUAAGAAAAUAAGUUCAAUCUCGCGGUAAAAAAUUAACUAGGUACAAUUUAUCCAAUUUAGGUACCUACAACCACGGACAGCACUACAUCACAAUACUGUACACUGCGCCUACGGUCAAUCCGAGUAUUUCCGCACAGGUAAUAAUAUUGUUUAUGCUCCGUUCCCUGGAAAGUAAUUGAAAAUAAAUCAAAAAUGGAUUCCGAAACGUUCAGAGAAUGUGGGAAGAUGGUCAUCGACUACAUUGCAGACUACUUAGACAACAUCCGAGACAGGCCCGUCUUGUCCACCGUCAAACCGGGAUAUCUUUAUGAAUUAGUGCCGCCCGAGGCUCCGAUUAAAGGUGAAGAUUGGAAGACGGUGUUGGCCGACGUGGAGAACAUAAUCAUGCCUGGCAUUACACACUGGCACUCACCGCAGUUUCAUGCGUAUUUCCCGACCGGARACUCUUAUCCUGCCAUCAUCGGUGACAUGCUGAGCAGCGGAAUCGGAUCUAUAGGAUUUUCUUGGAUUACGAGUCCAGCGUGUACCGAACUCGAAGUGCAAGUUAUGAAUUGGUUUGGGAAAAUCUUGGACUUGCCGAAAGAAUUUUUGAACGAGUCCAAAGGGCCCGGUGGUGGCGUCCUUCAGGGUAGUGCCAGCGAAUCCACAUUCGUGUGCCUGUUAGCAGCCAAAGACCGCACGACGAAACGAAUCAAAUCACUCCACCCGAAUAUGACCGACGGUGAAAUCAAGGCAAAACUGGUAGCCUACACUUCCGAUCAGUCCAAUUCGAGCGUGGAGAAAGCCGGUCUCUUGGGAUCGAUGCCAAUGAGGAUGCUCAAGGCGGACAAGAGCGGUCGGAUGACCGGGUUCAUACUAUCCGAAGCCAUAGCUGAAGAUGUCUCCAAAGGGUUGAUACCAUGUUACGUGGUCGCCACGUUGGGAACCACUGGCAUUUGCGCGUUUGACAAUUUGGAGGAGCUCGGGCCCAUCUGCAACGAAAACAACAUUUGGCUGCACGUCGACGCCGCUUACGCAGGUGCCGCAUUCGUGUUACCGGAAUACAGAUAUCUGAUGGCGGGAGUGCAAUUUGCGGACUCGUUCGACGUCAAUUUGCAUAAGUGGCUCUUGGUGAACUUUGACUGUUCAGCCUUGUGGGUGAAGAACUCAACUUAUUUAGUUGAUGCGUUUAACGUGGACCGAGUUUACUUGAAKCACCGCUACCAGAGUCUGGAUCCCCAAGUUCCGGAUUACAGACAUUGGCAAAUACCGUUGGGCCGAAGGUUCAGAUCAUUGAAAAUGUGGUUCGUGCUAAGACUGUAUGGCGUGGAGGGUCUACAGGCACACAUCAAAAAGCAGGUUCAAUUGGCUGACUUAUUUGGGAAGUUCGUCAACCARGACCCAAGGUUCGAAGUCGUUACCGUCACCAUGGGACUGGUUUGCUUUCGAUUGAAGGGUGACAACGUCUUGACAAAAAACCUUCACGAGCGACUGAUGGCGAGUGGACAAAUAUACCUGGUCACGGCCACCGUCCGGUCGAGGUUGGUCAUACGGUUUGUGGUCUGUAGCCGACUGACGGAAGAAGUCGACGUGCAGUUCGCGUGGAACGAGAUACGCGCGCAGGCUGACCGCGUGGAAGGUGAACGCGACAUGGUGCCCACAAACAUUUGCAACAGCCGUACAGGAGCGUGGCCUAAAGACAAGGCGGACUGCGAGGAACUCACCGCUGCCACUCCAAUUGUAGUCAAGUCUCUGACCAAAGGAUGAGUUUAGAUUAGAUAUAAUAAUAUAUAGGUAGUUAUUGUAUUCAUAAUAUUAUAUAUUAUACACUCAUUGGUGUCGUUAUUAUUUAKGAUUGAGACGUAUGAGACGCAUCGUUAACGUCAUUUCGAUUAAGUAUCUAUAUUAUGUACUGUAUUUACGUAAAAAUAAAAAUAUUCAAGACAUUUUGUUCUGAAU
Diuraphis noxia (Russian wheat aphid) is the source of this 2081-nucleotide messenger RNA. Its product is annotated as aromatic-L-amino-acid decarboxylase-like. The record is from RefSeq and is a predicted model, not a curated record. Gene Ontology annotation, biological process: carboxylic acid metabolic process; amino acid metabolic process; catecholamine metabolic process. Gene Ontology annotation, molecular function: aromatic-L-amino-acid decarboxylase activity; pyridoxal phosphate binding. Lineage: Eukaryota; Metazoa; Arthropoda; Insecta; Hemiptera; Aphididae. Gene Ontology annotation, cellular component: cytoplasm.